Bactrocera latifrons is the source of this 2910-nucleotide messenger RNA. Its product is annotated as fibulin-1. Gene Ontology annotation, molecular function: calcium ion binding. Lineage: Eukaryota; Metazoa; Arthropoda; Insecta; Diptera; Tephritidae. The record is from RefSeq and is a predicted model, not a curated record.
AAGUCAAAUGACCAAUAAGAAACAAUAUUAUUUUAACGAAAAACACAAUAAGACAAGCAUAUCACAUUCAGUCAGUUAGUUAACCAAACCGCCAACGAGCGUAAGCAACGAAUGUACUCAGCUGUAUUGGUGUGGUGUGUAUCACACAGAUUAAUUAUGUAGUUAAUCAGUCAAUCGGUAUGUGUAACGGUAUCAACAGCAAAGUGUCAUUCUGCGUUGCAUCAUACGUUGGAACAGAUUUUAUUUCUAGUUUUAUAAAUCUGAGCACAAAUUUUUCAUAAUCGAAAAUUGUGUUAAUAACAAUCAGUAGAACUUAAAUCAUUCAUUGUGAUACCAAACUAAACAGUGCCGUAAAAUGAUCACAAGAUUAAUAUCAAAUAUAUUAAAGUGUCUAUGUUUUAAAAUUAGAAGUCGACUACAAAAAUACUAUAUUGUUCUGUUUAUGCUUUCGGCGUUGCUGCAUUCGACGUUUUCUUCUGAUGAUGUCGCUAGUCAUAUUAGAAAAUGCUGCAUAAGUGGUAUUCAGUAUGCCGCUAAUGAAAAAAACUGCGAACAAUACGAUUACGAAAUGAACGCGAUACCCCCCCUGUGGCGUGGGCUUUGUCAUUCGACGUAUAGUGUUUGUUGUUCACGGAAAUUGGAGGAGCAGUAUUGUGUGGCAGGACGUUUAGCUGCUUUGCGGGGUACUCGUUGCGAUGAUGAAUAUCAUACUAACGCAUUUGCAAAUUGCUGUCGCGCUUGUCAGGUGGGCUUAGCUGUAAAGGCCAGUGGUAACGAAUGCAACAAUGCGCUUUUCUCAUAUUUUGCAAAACUCGAUACAUAUCACAUUUGCUGUGAUGGCGACAAAACUAAUUAUAACUAUUCCGGCGCUAUAAUAAUUGAUGAUUAUGUGAGUAAUGAAGAAAACGAUAAAUUGGAAACGAAAGCAAGAAAUUUUUCUAACGGCUCCGAUGAGAAAGAUCUCAUUGUUGAAGAAGAAUUGAUUGGAAAUGCUAGUGAUGGUACAAUCGUGCUGCCGGAAGAUGACGAUGAUAUAUGCGGUAAAGUGAAGAAUCUAUGCGCGCAUAUUUGUGAAAACACAAAGGAGGCGUAUCGUUGCAAAUGCAGGGCUGGCUAUAAGCUGGAUGAGAAUAAUGUGACUUGUUCUCCUAUAAACAAUGAUACAGCUAAAGUACACAAAAAUGAAAUCAAUGUGGGGGAAGCCAUAGAGGAGGUUGACGAAGACAAUGUUGGAAAUGGAGAAACACAGCCAAAACAAGGCGUAAUUGGGGAUAACCGGUCAGAAAAAAUUAAUAAAGUGGAUCCAAUACGUUGCGACGUUGGUUAUAAAUUUAACUAUAACCAAGGAAAAUGUCUAGAUGUUGAUGAAUGUGCUUAUAAAUUACACAAUUGUAAAAACAGUCAGUAUUGCCAUAACACUAUGGGCGGUUUCCACUGUUUGAGCGUGAAUUCCAAGAAGUGCGACCCACACAAAGAGAAAUGUGAAAAUAUCUGCAGUGCCGGUUUCCAAUAUAAAAAUAAUGGCUGUAUCGAUGUCGAUGAAUGCUUAGUAGAUGAAUAUGCAUGUGAUAGCAGUCAGAUGUGCAUCAAUGACAUUGGUGGUUACCGUUGUGAUUGCAAAAUAGGUUUUAAUCUAGAUGCAACCACGAACGCAUGUGUGGAUCUCAAUGAAUGCGUUUUGAUAAGCCCUUGCAGCUCACAUCAACGUUGCAUUAAUACAAAUGGUUCCUACCGCUGUCAAAACUUGCUACAAUGCACGGCGGGCUAUAAAUCCACUUCAGACGGCACAGAAUGUACAGAUGUUGACGAGUGCGCAACCGGAGAACAUCAGUGUGCUGAUAAUCAGAUUUGUCGAAACCGCAACGGUGGAUAUAUUUGUUCAUGUCCAUCUGGACAUCAGCUUUUACGAGUGCGUGACGGCGUAAGCCGUUGCAUAGACAUUAAUGAAUGUGGCCAAGGGCAUCCACCCGUUUGUCCCUCGAAUGCUCUAUGUCUGAAUACCAUAGGAUCAUAUUAUUGCGAAUGCAAAUCUGGUUUCCAAAAGAGCAAAGCGAACAAACGCAUUUGUUUGGAUGUGGAUGAAUGCCAGGAAAUUCCGGGUCUAUGCCAACAGAAGUGUGUUAAUUAUUGGGGAGGUUACCGUUGUACUUGUAACCAAGGAUUCGAGUUAAGUGCCGAUAAUCGCACAUGCAAUGAUGUAGACGAAUGCGAAGUACACAAAGCGUACAAACUCUGUAUGGGCUAUUGCAAUAAUGUACCUGGAUCAUAUGAGUGUUCAUGUCCACGGGGAUAUACGCUGACUUUGGACAAAAAUACUUGUCGCGAUAUUGACGAGUGCGCAACUGGAGAAUUUUGUACGGGGCAUAACGAUAUAUGCACGAAUAUACAUGGUAGUUACAAAUGUACAACCAUACAUUGCCAGUAUGGAUAUAUAAAUGAUCCGGAUCAGAAAAAUCGGUGUCGCUUGAUCAACAAUCUCUGUGAGGGCGACGAAUGCUAUAGCAAACCAUCUGCUUAUACUUACAAUUUCAUUACACUGGUCUCAAAACUUAUGAUACCGCCAGAAGGCAGAAUUGUGUUUACGCUUCGUGGACCUAUAUGGUAUGAUGAGAUCGACUUUGAUUUGAAAAUUAUAAAAAUUCAAGCGUCGGCUAAUAUCGAAAAAGCGUCGGAUAAUCAUUUUGACACUGUUAAGAGUAAACAUGAGGUUCACUUACAACUAAAACGUUCUUUGGAAGGCCCGCAGGAUAUUGAAUUAGAACUCGGUAUGACGGUUUUCACAAAUGGUAUGCCGAGGGGAAAGAGCGUUGCCAAAAUAUUUAUUUUAGUGUCACAGUACACCUUUUAAAAUUGGACCAAAAAACAAUAUUCAUAUAAAAUACACGAAUAUUGCGGUUUUUAUGAAUCAAA